Molecule: messenger RNA, 1571 nt
Organism: Stomoxys calcitrans (stable fly)
Lineage: Eukaryota; Metazoa; Arthropoda; Insecta; Diptera; Muscidae
Exons: 2
Coding region: 219-1439 (406 amino acids)
Source: RefSeq, a predicted model, not a curated record
AUAGACGAACGAUUUGUUGGUGUGAUUUGCAAAUUUAUUGCUGCGAUUUAUUGCAUACCGUUUCUCCACACACGCUCGAACAAAUCAUAAUUCGGCUGACGUUGAAGAGUAAGCAUAUGCUACGAAGCGGAUGAUGUUCAUUUUGUGUUUGAACUUCGGUUUGUGCUUUUCUUUUCUUUUCUUUUCUUUUUUUCUUUUGAUAGGAAACUUAAAAAAACAUGUGCGACGAUGCAGCGGCUGAUGCAGCUGCGCUUUUAAUUAUAUAUACAUGUUUCGACAUAGAACAUAAAAAACAAGAAAAGAAAAAAAUCGAAAAAAAAAGAAAAAGAAAAUGGAGUGAAGAGUGGCUGCUCGAAAGAAAAAAGCAUUCCCAUGUAGCAACGCUCAAAAAUAUGGAAAUGCUUACUCCAAGGGAUUAUAAAAAUUUUUUACGCAUGGAUGUAGAUACCUAUGAAGAACUAUUAAGGUGGGUAACGCCAGCAAUAAAAAAGGAGGACACAGUGAUGCGUGACGCUAUUACGCCAAAUGAAAGACUUUCAGCGACGUUACGCUUCCUUGCUUCUGGGCAAAGCUAUGAGGACCUUAAAUUUCUAACCAAAAUAUCGGCCCAAAGUCUUGGUGGAAUCAUAUUGGAGACGUCGAAAGCUAUUAUUGCAGCACUAAAACCAUUUAUUAAGAUGCCACGCAACUCUGAUGAAUGGAAAACAAUUGCCAAUGACUUCGAAAAUAGAUGGAAUUUUAACCACUGCGUGGGAGCCAUCGACGGAAAGCAUGUGAAUAUAGUGAAACCGUCUAAAUCUGGCUCGUACUUCUACAAUUACAAGAAAAACUUCAGUAUUGUGAUGAUGGCACUGGUGGGCGCAAAUUAUGAGUUUUUAAUGGUCGAGGUUGGAAUAAAUGGAAGAUGUUCAGAUGCAGGUGUUUUUGCUCAGUCGAAGUUAAAGCAAAUGUACGACGAUUAUGGAUUGAAUUUGCCAGCCCCGGAAAUGUUACCGUUAACCGAAGAUGUGGUUCCAUAUGUUAUUGUUGGAGACGACGCCUUCCCACUUUUAGAGAACCUCAUGAAGCCUUACAGUCGGCACAACUUAACAGAGGAGGAAAUUAUAUUCAAUUACCGACUAUCGAGAGCUCGACGAAUAGUGGAAAAUGCGUUCGGAAUUUUAGCGAACCGUUUUAGAAUUCUGCACACAACAAUUAAUUUGUGCCCCGAAAAGGCUUCAAUUAUAACUCUUGCCUGCUGCUACUUGCAUAAUUACUUAUGUUUUAAAAAUUCAAAUAUAUACUUGAAACGCAGUGAGAAUGAAGAGAAUUUAAAUUUGACUGACUUGGAACCAAUUGCUCAUGGUAAUUCGUCAAAUAACGCGAAAAAUGUUCGGCACAAACUGAGCAACUAUUUUAACAGCGUUGGUGCCGUACCCUGGCAGUACAAUGCCUCCUAAAACCAGUCACCAUUAAAACCCAGCAAAAAAAUGUCCUUGAAAGUAAUUAGAUGGGAGCUAUUAACAAACAAAUAUUUUAUUUACAUUAAAUCUCUUAAAUCUAUAAAAAUAAAAAAUAAAUAAAUUCAUUAA